Mesocricetus auratus (golden hamster) is the source of this 1799-nucleotide messenger RNA. It is a transcript of the gene Alg1, whose product is annotated as ALG1 chitobiosyldiphosphodolichol beta-mannosyltransferase. NCBI's taxonomy places the organism in Eukaryota, Metazoa, Chordata, Mammalia, Rodentia, Cricetidae. Gene Ontology annotation, cellular component: endoplasmic reticulum. Bases 27 to 1421 code for a protein of 464 amino acids. The transcript is spliced from 13 exons. The record is from RefSeq and is a predicted model, not a curated record. Gene Ontology annotation, molecular function: mannosyltransferase activity.
CACGUGCCCGGCGCCGGCCGGCCAAGAUGGCGGCGACCUGUGUGGCGCUGCUGGCUUUGGUGCUGCUGCUGCCGGUGCUGCUGCUGGGCGCGUGGAAGCGAGGGUGGCAGGCGGGCUCAGCCUCUCACGUGGUCGUCGUGGUGCUGGGCGACGUGGGCCGAAGCCCCCGCAUGCAGUACCACGCGCUGUCAUUGGCUCAGAGCGGCUUCUCGGUGACGCUGCUGGGGUUCUACAACUCUAAACCUCGAGAUGAGCUCUUGCAGAAUGAUAGCAUUCAGAUUGUGAAGUUGUCAGAGCUGCCGAGUCUGGGAGCUGGACCCCGAGUUCUCCAGUAUGGAGUCAAAGUUGUAUUUCAGGCAGUGUACUUGCUAUGGAAGUUGGUGUGCACAGAGCCUGCAGCCUACAUCUUCCUCCAGAACCCACCAGGCCUGCCUGCCAUUGCUGUAUGCUGGUUUGUGGGCUGCAUUUGUGGGAGCAAACUGGUCAUCGACUGGCACAACUAUGGCUAUUCCAUCAUGGCCCUGGUACACGGCCCCCGGCAUCCCAUUGUGCUGCUGGCCAAAUGGUACGAGAAGUUCUUCGGGCGCCUGUCCCACCUGAACCUGUGUGUGACCAGUGCCAUGCGGGAGGACCUGGCGGAGAACUGGCAUAUCAGGGCUGUGACUGUCUACGACAAGCCAGCAUCUUUCUUUAAGGAGACGCCCCUGGACUUGCAGCAUGAGCUCUUCAUGAAGCUGAGCCGCACGUACUCCUCUUUCCAGAGCUGCUCAGAGCCCCUGGACCCGGGCAUGGAGAGGUCGGCCUUCACCGAGAGGGACUGUCAGAGCGGGAUGGUGAGGAGUCUGCAUGGGCGACCAGCACUGCUUGUGAGCAGCACUAGCUGGACAGAGGACGAAGACUUCUCCAUCCUGCUGGGAGCAUUAGAAAAGUUUGAACAACUAACACUCAGUGGAGACGGCCUUCCUUCCCUAGUCUGUGUGAUAACAGGGAAGGGGCCUCUCAGGGAGCACUACCGCCAGCUCAUCAGCCAGAAGCGCUUCCGGCAUGUCCAGUUCUGCACCCCAUGGCUGGAGGCCGAGGACUACCCGCUGCUUCUAGGGUCAGCGGACCUGGGAGUCUGUCUACACAUGUCCUCCAGUGGUCUGGACUUGCCCAUGAAGGUGGUGGACAUGUUUGGGUGCUGCUUGCCUGUGUGUGCUGUGAACUUCAAGUGUCUGCAUGAGCUUGUAAGACAUGGAGAGAAUGGCCUGGUCUUCAAGGACGCGGAGGAGCUGGCCGCACAGCUGCAGAUGCUUUUCUCCAAGUUUCCUGACCCUGCUGGAAAGCUACACCAGUUUCGGAAGGAGCUCCGGGAGUCGGAGCAACUGCGGUGGGAUGAGAGCUGGCAGCGGACUGUGCUCCCUCUAGUCACUCACAAAUGACCUUCAGGCUGGAGGCGAGAGACCUAUCCUUGGUGUGGAGCCCUUCCCAGACAGCACCUGCUCCACUUUGUCCCUGGUGGGCUUUUGAGUGCCACCUAGUGGUCAGAAGCCUAAGGACCGCAGUGGACGACAUCUGGGAAAUGAAUGGUCUGGCAGCUGCUUCAGUGUCUCUGAGAGGCACUUCUCUUUGGUGACCCUGUUUUUUUUUUUUUUUUUUUUUUUGUCUCCUGACUUUCACAUUCCUUGUGUUCUAAUUCUGCUGGGCUGCCAUGAGCUCUGGGACAUCGUGUGCUCACUGGGCUUAGCUGAGCAAGCCCUGAGCUGCCUGGCAGGACAGUCAUACUUGAUAAAUUCAUGUUUUUAUUAGUACAAUGGAAA